This is a messenger RNA of Linum trigynum, 1346 nucleotides long. Lineage: Eukaryota; Viridiplantae; Streptophyta; Magnoliopsida; Malpighiales; Linaceae. The record is from the annotation of a GenBank genome assembly.
CCUAGGGUGCGGAUGAUUGUGUACUCGCCAUUGACAAAUUUUCAUGUAUGUUGUUGUGUUUUUGUUGCUUUUUGGCUGCAAGACCAUGAACACUUACCUGAAUAUCUUACACCCAGCUGUUGGGGAAAUCUUACACCCCCAGCGGUGGCUCAGCCAGUCUUCUUCAGCUUCGCACCUUGCACUGCCUGCAUUCCAUCAGCCAGGAGGAAGACAAUCUCCAUUUGGCCUCUCUCAUCGCCAGGAUCGUCACCAAGGCCUCUCACUGUGGUCGUACUCUAGCUUGUGGGCCGGUGGUUACUGCCCUGGCCCGGUACUUCAACAUCGACCUCUCUGGGUUCACUGUCAUCCUGCCACCGACACCAUUUUCCCGGGAAACCCUACGGCGCCAGUUGAUACUGGAGCGCGACGGGGACGUGACCUGGAUCCGGGGACUUCCUCGACCUGUUCCUCAUGCACCAGAGGGCGAGGAUCCCCCGAGGCGAGCGAUGCUGCCACUCGACGUGGACCCCAUCGGACCACCCGUCGGACCACACCUUCUGCGGCUGGCGCGUCCACUUCUGCUGCCGGCCCGUCUGCUGCUGCCCCCACCUCCUACAUUGCUGAGCAGCUGGCAGCCAUUUCUCGCCAGAACGAGCAGAUCCUUGCUGGCCAGAAGCACAGCAAUGCCCGACUCGACCGUGAGCGCGAAGGUCACUGCCGCAUCAUUUCGGCUCAACAUUACAUGAUGAGCUACUGGGACAUGGACCCUGCUGUUGUUAGCUACCCUUGGGAGGCUUCCACGGGACAUGAGGAUUUCAACCCGCCUCCAGCUGGCGACGGAGGCAAUGAGAACUAAGCUGGCUCUGCCUCCUGACCCAUCGAGUUGGGCUCUGCAUUUGUCUUUCUUUCCAGACUAAGACUCCAUAUUGUGUUUCCUUUUCUUUUGUCCUGUUUAUUUGGAUUAUAGACUUGGAACUAUGGUUUCUUUCACCCAGUGUGUAUAUGUUUUGCUGACUCUAACUCUGUGCCCGUUAGACUGGUCCUUGUCCAGUCCUCUGCUAUAGACUGCUGGUCGGCCCUCCAGUCACCGUUCCUGACCACUUUUUCAUGGUAACAUCGUUCCCCUUCCCUCUGCUCCACUGAGGACACUGUCGCAUUUAAGUGUGUGUGUGUGGGGGAGGGGGGUCUUUGCAUUCAUUGGAACAUAUAUAUAUAUAUAUAUAUGUGUGUGUGUGUUCUUGGAGCCUAGUCUGCUGUCCAAAUCUCAAGAUUUGAGGGCUCCAAGCACUGCUGUUUGCUUGAUCAUAUUGGCACUAUGGAUUUAAUUGGUGAAUUGAAUGACUUUUGAAUUAAUGCAUGACAACUGG